This is a messenger RNA of Musa acuminata AAA Group (dessert banana), 948 nucleotides long. RefSeq names its product DNA-binding protein MNB1B. Lineage: Eukaryota; Viridiplantae; Streptophyta; Magnoliopsida; Zingiberales; Musaceae. The transcript is spliced from 8 exons. The record is from RefSeq and is a predicted model, not a curated record. Bases 130 to 606 code for a protein of 158 amino acids.
AUAUUUUUUGAGAAUCCCGCCUAAUGCACCCCUUAUAAUCCACUCCGAUCGACCAAAAUUUUCGAUUUCGCCCAAACCUCGAGUACCACUGCACUUUCCCCUUUCACAACCCUAACCCUAAGCGUCGCCAUGAGAGGAGGCAAAUCGAAGGCCGCGGCGUCGAGCAAGGACGACACCAAGGUGGCAGGGAAGAGGAAGGCGGCCGGCAAGGUGGAUAAGAAGGCAAAGAGAGGGAGGAAAGCCGCCAAGGAUGCCAACAGGCCCAAGAGGCCUCCCAGCGCCUUCUUCAUCUUCAUGGAGGAGUUUAGGAAGACAUUCCAGGAGAAGCACCCUGAAAACAAGAAAGUCUCCGUGGUUAGCAAGGCUUGUGGAGAUAAAUGGAAAUCCAUGUCUGAGUCCGAAAAAGCCCCAUAUGUAGCUAAGGCAGCCAAGAGGAAGGCUGAAUACGAGAAGAUCAUUGCUUCAUUUGAUAAGAAGCAGUCUGAGAGUUCUGGUGGAAAUGCAAGUGCUGAGGAGGAAGUCGAGGAAGAGGGGUCUGAUAAGUCUAAAUCUGAAGUGGAAGAUGACGAAGAUGGAAAUGAAGAGGAAGAAGAGGACGAGGAGUGAAUAGGAGCAAGGUGAUCUGUGGAGGAAGCAAUUUUGGAAAGGGCUUCCUUUCUCCUUUAGCCUCUUCUUUUUUGUGUCUAUCGGUAUCAGAUGUAGCAUAGACAUCUCCAUGCAUGGAAAAGUUGCCCUUCUGCUCUUUAGAUGCUUCCUCUCUUGCUCACCCCUUUUGUGAAAAGAAAACUAUGGACUUGUGUGUUUACUGACUCUUCUUGUAGGUAGGUCCUUUUGGUCUGAUGAUUUUGAAUGUUCCGUUUGUGUUUGGUUGUUUUAUAUACAGUAUUAAACCUUUAAGUUGUCCGGUACUCAUUGUGCUAUGUAUAUGAUGCUUGUGGGAUUUGGUUA